Messenger RNA from Penicillium argentinense, 873 nucleotides. RefSeq names its product cell division control protein 14. The record is from RefSeq and is a predicted model, not a curated record. Bases 1 to 873 code for a protein of 290 amino acids. Lineage: Eukaryota; Fungi; Ascomycota; Eurotiomycetes; Eurotiales; Aspergillaceae. The transcript has 2 exons.
AUGGAGACUCUGUUGGCCCAUUCUUUCGACUAUCUUUCCUCCUACGAGCCCAGCAAGGUCCGGAAAGGCCUGCGCCAGGUCGAGGGCCUGCUGGCCCAAAUAUGCCUCUCCAAAUCCAAGUCCCCGAAAUCUCCGACCGACCGUCGGAGAUCCUGUCUGGCCGUCGAAGCCCAGCCAGUGCCCAAGGCGCUGACCGAUCUGCACGAUGAUCCGGCAUUCAGGGAAUUUUUCAAACUGCAAGAGGGUUUUCAAUGGAAUGUGGCUAUGCGUCUAGUAUCAUGUCUCGAGCAUCUACUGGGCCGCGGCAGCAAUGGUACAAAUGAUAUGCUCAUCGUUUGCACUCUCGAUCUCAUCCAAGGAGCGCUCCUCCUCCACCCAUCUUCGCGCACGCUUUUCGCCCGCGAAAUCUACAUGAACCUCCUCCUCGACCUGCUCGACCCGAUCAACUGCCCAGCCAUCCAAUCCGCAACCCUUCUAACCCUCGUCACGGCUCUACUGGAGUGCCCGGCCAACACCCGCACAUUUGAAGAUCUCGACGGCCUGCUCACCGUGACAUCGCUGUUUAAGCAACGCGCCACCUCCCGUGAGGUCAAACUCAAACUCGUCGAGUUCCUCUAUUUCUAUCUCAUGCCUGAAACCCCGAUCCUGGGACCCGGUGUCGCCAGUCCGCCGGGGCUGCAGCGCAGCCCUAGCAAGCUCUCGUCGCGCCCGCACUCGCAACACUCACAUGCCCCUGCUGCAGCAGGCAAGAUGGCCCGCGAUACACGUACAACGGAUGAGAAGCAGGCUCUGCUCGGUCGCUAUUUAAACAAUGUUGAGGACCUGGUGGAGGAUCUCAAAGAAACCGCUCCGUUUGGGGCAACGGUAUACUGA